Messenger RNA from Pseudophryne corroboree (corroboree frog), 4714 nucleotides. RefSeq names its product RBPJ interacting and tubulin associated 1 (gene RITA1). The transcript is spliced from 3 exons. Gene Ontology annotation, biological process: Notch signaling pathway; nuclear export. The coding region runs from base 298 to 996 and encodes 232 amino acids. Lineage: Eukaryota; Metazoa; Chordata; Amphibia; Anura; Myobatrachidae. The record is from RefSeq and is a predicted model, not a curated record. Gene Ontology annotation, molecular function: tubulin binding.
UUUCUUCUGUAGUUGCUACUGAGGAAAAUGCAUUUGCAAUAUCAAUGACAGUGAACCAGCAGGAGCUUGGAGGUAUUUGGUUCAGCAAGGUGUGUGGAUUUGGCACUAUGGGGGCAUUUACAUACAUACAUUUGUUAAUUUCACGCAAAUCAUGUACAAUGCGGAAUGAGGGUGACCCAUCAGGAUUUGGGGAUCGAUUUUGUACUGGAAACAGAGGUGCAUUCCAAUUGGAUCUGCAUUCCUUAAGCAUGCCUGCUUAUAAGAUUCUCCUGGCCUGAUGAUCUGAUUGAUAUCGAUAUGUCUCUGGACCUCUCCAUUACGGGGCAUCGCACCUUAUUUCCUCAAAAAAAGAGCAGAAGUGCCUACAGAUUUAAAGCUGCAAACUCUUUUGUCGAUGAAACCCUUUUUAGCAGCUCUGGGGGGAAAGUAGAUCCAGCUCUUCAGUGGACCACAGGCACUUCUGUCCAGGAACCAUACUUGCGGAGUCCAGAAGAAGAUAAGAAGGCAAAGACCACUGGCUGGACUAACUGCACACCAACAGGGACUCCACGGAAAAAAAACCAAUAUAGGGUGAAGAGUCACACUCCUUCCUAUUGUGACGAGUCUCUGUUUGGGCCAAAGGUGGAGGACUGCGGUUGGGAAGCACCAUGGGUAAAGAAAGAGGAUACUAUCAGGAUCCGUCCCCUUCUGUGGAGCCCACCCCCAAUAGUACGCCCACAGAGUUCCAAGCCAAACACUAAACAACUUCCGCUCCGAGCUGUACAUCCUCCUGAUUCCAGGACAAGUGCUCUGGGGAUGCAUGAAAAAAAAGGGAACUUCUGGAAGCCUCCAGAAAGUGACUCUGAUUCAGGUGGACGCCCUACCUCAGCUGAUCCUUCUGUCAGUGCAAAAGCUCGCUGGAGCUCGCCAAGGAGGGACACCGCACGGUCUUCAAAUUAUUCUGGAAGAUUGUCCGCAAGGAGAGGCUCAGGAACAGAAAGACCGCCAUGGAAAUAAUAAGGAUUCAGGAACAUGGCUUGAAAAAAAGGACAUUUUGCAGAGGGACAAAGUUCUGGCAGUACAAUCUUUCAUUUCUGCAUUUGAUAAGCCAUCCUGCAAAAUUCCAUUUUGCACUGUAUUUGAUAAUAUUUAGUGGAAGUUGUAGUCUAUGAAUAGAGGACUGUAACUGUCAAUUGAUUUUUUGUUGUUGUUGUUGUUGUUGUGUGGAUUGGGAUAAGGCUGUGAGCAUGUAAGGUCAAAUUCUGCCACUGAAAUACACAAAAGGUGGUUUUUCAGGUUUGUACGAGCCUGUAUAGCAAGGAGUGUGGUAUAUAUCAAAGGUAAUAGAUUAAAAAAGGGCACAUUUAUGGUAUCUGGGCCUAAUCCAUGUUGUACGCAAUGCAGAUGGUAACGCAACUGAGCGAUUAUCAGCAUACUGUGCAUGUGCCACAAUUGCACUGCGCACUUGCCAAGGUACCUCUGCGAUGCUGCUCCCAGUGAUAUUUUUAAUGCAGAGUGAUUGACAGGAAUGGACCGUUUGAGGGCGGUAACGGGUAAUGGCGGCAAAAACGCAGGCCUAUCCUGACCGUUUUUGGGACGUGUAUUUGCAUUCAGCUGCAAUCAUGUACGUAGAGAAACAUGUUGCCAGCGUCGCUACUGCCGUGACCAGCUUGCUUAACUAUAGCAUGUUCCUCGUUAUUGCAUAUAGGCUGCGUAUGUGUACGCAGUUGCUGAGGACUUUGCAAUGGCUCCGGUAGGCGUAUAUCUUAUUUUCUAGGUGGCAUCUUCACUUGCAAUCAAUUGCAAUUGUGUAGCUUACAAAUUUGCAGCUGUGUAGGCAAGUGUAUAAACAUGAAUUGGGCCCUCUGUGUAGAAACAGUGGUGCUUCCCAUAGUAAUAAAUCAUAUUCCAGCUGUCAUUUCAUCUGAUAUAGUUUAGAACGCGUUACAUUUAUAAAAUGACACCGUGUUCCUGUACCAGUCUGAGAGUAGACUAUCAUUACUACUUCAUUCUUCUGAGCUCCCUACUCCUUCCACUAUAUUUCAGUCUGGUCUUAGUUAUCUAUUGUAGGACUACAAAUUAUUAUCAUCUAGCCACUAUCUUAUGCAGGCCUUGGUGAGCAUUAUUUUGUACUCGACAAUACAGAGGUGUCCUCUUCUGUUGUGCGGGUUAUAAGGUGCGGCAUAGUAGCAGGUAUAUGCGUACGCACAUGGCCGCCAAUCUAAACAAUGGAAAGCACACAGCCAGCGUGGGUAGCGAUGCUUCCGCUACCCGUACAUAUAGAGGGGAGGCUGGAGGACUUCAUUAACGUGGGUAGCCGGAAGCUAUGCCAAUUAUACGCUGCUAAAAGCAGCAAAGACUAUAAGGGACAUAUCUGGAGCUAUGCUAGAAAGUGUGUGUUUUUCCUAAAUGCACAGACAUGCUCUGGGGUUGCCAUGACUAGUAAAGUCAUGGCAUAGCCAGCAGGGGAUCGGUAUGAAAUACCUCCAAUCAAAAUCCCAACGGUCGAAAUCCCGGCAGCAAUUGACCGACGGUCAAAAUCCCGACAAGGUCAAAAUCCCGACAUGGACAAAAUACAGACAUUUAAAAUACAGACAAGGUCAAAAUACUGACAUGUAAAAUGUCAACAGGCCAAAAUACUGGCAUGCGUUUUUCAGUGGGUUUUUUUUGUGUUUGUCGACAUAGGUCGACAUGGACACCAUAUAAGUGUACCACGUCCCCUCACUGAGCUCGCCAUGCUUCGGGCACGGUGCCUCGCUGCGCUCAGCACACUAUUAUAUAAAGUAUGAAUAAGUCGGUUUAAAUGAAAAAAAUCAUGAAAAACUCAUGUCGGCAUUUUACAUGUCUGUAUUUUUACCUUGUCGGUAUUUUAAAUGUCGGGAGUUUGACCUUGUCGGGAUUUUGACCGUCGGUCAAUUGCUGUCGGGAUUUUGACCGUCGGGAUUUUGAUUGGAGGUAAAUUGACUGCAUCCCAGCCAGCAGUACCUUUGCUGUUACCAUGCAGUUAACAGUAAGAUACUGCUUCAUUAAGCUUUCUGCACUGUACAAGUAUAGUUGUACUAAACUUUCUCCUCAAAGUUCAUUUAAAACUGUGGGGGAGAUGUAUCAAGCCUUGUGGUGAAGUUGCCCAUGGGAACCAACUGCUUCCUGCUAUUAUUUUAGUGUUUGCUUUGGACGAUUUACCUAUGCUCGUUUAAAUCCAAUGUGUUCACUUUUUUUCACAGUACUUGUUUUAGUUUUUUACAGCAUAUUUUGUGAAAUAAUAGUGAAAAGGUUAUUUUCAUGUUUUUUUUUCUUUGCUUAUUAUCAGAGGGAUUUAGGACUGCAGCCAUGUUGCCUGCUGCCUGUCAUUAUGCAGUCAAUCUGCCCCUGCUACGUAGUCUCCACUUACACACUUUCAUUUUGUGACAGAAUUCAAAUGUGAACAAUACUGAAAGUAGAGCUCUGUAAGUAGAUAAGAUACUAUAGUUAGUACAGAGACCAAGAUUGUUCAUUCCAGAUAAACCAAAUUGUGCAUGUAUGUUUAGUAGCACCAUUAGAGGAGCUAGGUAAAUUCUUACACCUGGGAUGUUAUAUAGUCAUCUUUUAGGCCUUAUACCCACUGAAAAUAUUUUUUUUUUCUAUUAACAGGGGUUUGUUACUCGCAUUUGAAGCAAACUAUAAAGGGCCCUACACAUUGGCCGAUCCACCGCUGAGCUGGCCGACGGCGGAUACGGCCGAUGGGGCGACCCGGCGGCGGAGGGGCAGUGACGGGGGGAGUCACCCGGCUGCAUUGAAGUGCAGGCAAAUAUGGACGAGAUUGUCCAUAUUGGCUUGCAUGUACAGCCGACGGGGGACCAGCGAUGAACGAGCACGGGUCCGCACAUCGUUCAUCGUUGGAGCCUCCACACUCAAAGAUCUGAACGGUAUCUCGUUCAUUUAUGAACGAGAUCGUUCAUAUCUUUGACUGAUGUCGGCCAGUGUGUAGGGCCUAUAAGCUUCCCCAAUGUGUUUAUUUGUUGUAAACAUCCACAAGCAAAAAAAUUAAAUGAAUUACAUUCCAAAACAAAGCAUAAUGCAAGCACAAUGCCAGUAGAACAUUGCAGUAAGCAUAGUGACACUAGAAGCCAAUGUCAUUUUACUGCUGUGAAACCCACUUGUAAAAUGCAUGUAUAAACCCUAAAUGUUGACCACAUGCAUAUUCAUAGAGAAAAUAACAAAUAGUAGUAGAAGUGCAGUUUAGAAAUCGGAAAGUGAUAUCCUGUGAGUGUUUCCCACAAACUUCUAGAAGUGCCUUUCAAUAAAGUGCUCUUGUGACGUUAUUACAGUGCCCUGCACAGCAAUAUUCUUGUGGGAUUGUGUAUAUAUUGUGAUCAUAAUGUUCAUUUGCAGUGUUCACUUUAAAUGUUGUUGUGUUCUAAUAUCGGAGCUGUGAUUUCUUCUGGGAUGUAGUUCUGUGACCGGUGGUCACAAUACCAGCACCUACAUCCCGCCCCCUCACUUUCUUCUCAAUGCAACUUUUCAGUUACCCAGCCAAUGCCAACCAAAUGUGUGAUGUGUGUAAUCUGUCUGAUUUACAUAAAUGAUAAGUAAUUACCACAAUACUUUGGGAGUGUAAGCAGUGUUUCAUCAAUAUACAUAUUAAGGAAGGUGAUUUUUUUUCAUGUUAAUCAUUUAAGACAAUGCUGUCAAUAAAAUAAAAAUCACAGAGUGGCUGACUAUGUAGCCAUUUCUAAUGUGAUUGUGUCCAAAAUCA